Messenger RNA from Anolis sagrei ordinatus, 2691 nucleotides. It is a transcript of the gene SLC35A1, whose product is annotated as solute carrier family 35 member A1. Gene Ontology annotation, cellular component: Golgi membrane. Gene Ontology annotation, biological process: pyrimidine nucleotide-sugar transmembrane transport. Gene Ontology annotation, molecular function: pyrimidine nucleotide-sugar transmembrane transporter activity. NCBI's taxonomy places the organism in Eukaryota, Metazoa, Chordata, Lepidosauria, Squamata, Anolidae. The record is from RefSeq and is a predicted model, not a curated record.
CGGAGCCCGCUCUAGCCGCGCCCCGUCGCUCUCCAUGGGGCGCUGGGAGGACUGCCGGGGCGGGCUUCUGCGCUCGCCGGCUGGUCCCUUCUCCUGGCGACCAUGGCGCCUCCGAAAGAAAAUGUCAGUUUGCUUUUUAAGUUGUACUGCCUCACGGUGAUGACCUUGGUGGCGGCAACAUACACAGUGGCUUUGCGGUACACAAGAACGACAGAAACAGUGUUGUACUUUUCAACGACAGCUGUGUGUAUAGCAGAAGUUAUCAAGCUAUUCCUAAGCCUUGGCAUUUUAGCAAAAGAGACUGGAAGUGCAGGAAGAUUGUUGACAUCACUGAAAGACAAUGUCUUAGGAAGCCCCAAAGAACUACUUAAACUAAGUGUCCCCUCUGUGGUGUAUGCCAUUCAGAACAACAUGGCCUUCCUGGCUCUUAGCAAUUUGGAUGCAGCCGUUUACCAGGUCACGUAUCAAUUGAAGAUCCCAUGCACAGCCUUAUGUACAGUCCUAAUGCUGAACCGUGCUCUCAGCAAACUGCAGUGGUUCUCGGUCUUCAUGCUCUGUGGCGGAGUCACACUCGUUCAGUGGAAGCCAGCUCAGGCUACAAAAGUUCAGAUGGAACAAAAUCCUCUGAUAGGCUUUGGUGCAAUUGCUGUUGCUGUUUUAUGUUCAGGAUUUGCAGGGGUGUAUUUUGAGAAGGUUCUCAAGAGUUCAGACACAUCUUUAUGGGUCAGGAACAUUCAGAUGUAUCUUUCUGGAAUUGUUGUGACCUUGGUUGGUGUCUACAUGUCUGACGGAGCUCAAGUAAUGGAGAAAGGAUUUUUCUAUGGCUAUACGCAUUAUGUCUGGUUUGUGAUAUUUCUUUCCAGUGUUGGAGGUCUUUACACAUCGGUGGUCGUUAAAUACACAGACAAUAUUAUGAAAGGCUUUUCUGCAGCAGCUGCCAUUGUCCUCUCUACCGUUGCGUCUGUUGUCCUCUUUGGUUUACAGAUAACGAUCACAUUCUCGCUUGGUGCUCUUCUCGUAUGUAUUUCAAUCUAUCUGUAUGGACUGCCUCGAGAAAACACGACAAAACUCCAGCCGGUAGAACCAAAAACGUCGAAAGCAAGUCUUAUUCAUGUUUAAUGUUCACAAUCAUGAAGAACAAAAAAAUAUUACAGAGCAAAGAAGACUUGACAGAAUGUCUUUCCGCAGUUUCCUUUUUAAAAAUAGCCUUACACUGUUUUUUGGCAAACUUUUCUGCUUGAACUAAAAGUGAAGUACUCGUCAGUGGAAUGAGGGCUUACACUGGAGGAUGGAUACUUCACUAUAUUGUGUAGCACUGUAACUGAUGUAAAGUUGUGUCUUACUUUUGUGUUGGACUAUGAAGAUUCUGCUCAUCAGAAAAUACAUAUAUGAAGGAAUGGAAUAUGCACCUAUAUAUCAAUAUAUAUUGUGUAUAUAAUAAAAGAGUGGGGCAUUACUGGAAUCUAUUUUGAUGUACCAGAGAAGAGCAAUGUCUACUCUUUGAUGAGAUUAAUUCCCUCUUUUAAUAUGUUGGUCAUACUUUUGUUGUGUAGAAUGCCCCACUCAUUUCCCUUUGCAUGCCCCUAUCUUUAAGAUGCAGCCAACAGCUGAACAGCUCUUAACAGUUGUUACACUAGUUGUUGCAUCUACAGUGACACAGCACUUGCAGAAGAAUGCCAAUAUUCGAUGUUUUUAUUGUAUCAGAAGCAAAUUGAGAAUAUACUGCAAGUACCUAUACUUUUUUUUUUCAUGUCAGGAGCAACUUGAGAAACUGCAAGUUGCUUCUGAUGUGAGAAAAUUGGCUGUCUGCAAGGACAUUGCCCAGGGGACACCCAGAUGUGUUACUAUCCUGUGGGAGGCUUCUCUCAUUUCCCUGCAUAGGAAGCUGAGACCGACAGACAGGAACUCACUCUGUCUCAAGGAUUCGAACCGCCGACCUUCAGGUCUUUGGGUCAGCAGUUCAGCUGGCACAAGGGUUUAAGCCAUUGCGCUAUCGUGGCUCCAUUUGAUGGUUAAAACGACCACAAUACCAGCUGGGACAGAUCUUAUGUCUUCAUGUGUUUGGUAGGGUGCAUCCUUUGACAAUAUCAAGAAGGAAAAAUGCUGCUUCUUCUUUUUAUACACCUUUCCCCCCUUGUAAUGAGGUUUUAUACCAUUUUUGUAUAUUAUUAAGACUGUUGUCACACUUAUCAGCCCUAAAAUACAUUUUUGUGCAAGUUAGGUAAUGCAAUGUGCCAUUCUGGAUUGUGCCUUUUACUUGAAUGAAACGUAACGGAGCCACUGUGGCCCUCGGGGGUUUUCUUUGGGCUGCAACCUCACAGGAUUCAUUAUGGAACAUACACGUCAAAAUACAUCUGGGAAGGCCAAAGUUGCCUACCUCCAAAAUAACCUUUUCUGGGAUGGGGAGCGGAAAGCAAGUACUGCAUAUUCUGCAUUACUUAUGUCAAAAGUGGGGAGUUGUGUGGCUCUCCUGAUGGUGUUGGACUGCAAACUCCCGGCUGCACCAGUCUGCAAAGCUAGGGAUGAGGAAUACUGGAAGUCGCAGUUCAGCAAUAUAUGCCGGGACAUAUGAUUACCAACAAUAGUAUUGUACAACUUGUGAAAUCAUAAGCUGGCAGCAAGUUUUGUUUAGGAGUUUGUGAAAGAUGUGAUUUUCCUCCCAUUAAAUAAUUGUACAUGUUUUUUUUUAAA